Molecule: messenger RNA, 321 nt
Organism: Scheffersomyces coipomensis
Lineage: Eukaryota; Fungi; Ascomycota; Pichiomycetes; Serinales; Debaryomycetaceae
Exons: 2
Coding region: 1-321 (106 amino acids)
Cellular component (GO): mitochondrial matrix
Molecular function (GO): ATP binding; metal ion binding; protein folding chaperone
Source: RefSeq, a predicted model, not a curated record
AUGGCUUCAUUCUUAAAAAGUGCUCAAGCAUUAAAACCAUUAUUUGACAGAGUUUUAAUUCAAAGAUUAAAACCAGCCACUCAAACCGCUUCUGGUAUUUUCAUUCCAGAAAAGAAUCAAGAAAAGUUAAAUCAAGGUACUGUGGUUGCUGCUGGUCCAGGUAUUGCUAGUCCUACUACUGGUGAAUUAAUUCCAACUGCUCUUAAAGCUGGUGAUAGAGUUUUAUUACCAUCAUACGGUGGAUCUCCAAUCAAAGUUGGUGAAGAAGAAUAUCUUUUAUAUACUGAUAAAGAAAUCUUAGCUAAGAUUGAAGAUAAUUAA